AGCCCCUCGGCGAACCGAAGACGAGGCCGCGAGGCGAUCGCUCAGCGCGGCCCCCCCAGCGGCCGGGGCCGGAUAAGACAAAAGAGAAUGAAAGAAGUAGAUAAUCUUGAACAUGUAAAAGAAGAAUGGGUGUGUGAAGCAGGAUCUGACAACCAACCUCGUAGGGGUAAUCAGCAAACAAGUUGUGAAUAUUUUGUUGAUAGCCUUUUUGAGGAAGCUCAGAAGGUUGGUGCCAAAUGCUUGUCUCCCACUGAGCAGAAGAAACAGGUAGAUAUAAAUAUAAAAUUAUGGAAAAAUGGAUUCACAGUCAAUGAUGAUUUCAGAAGUUACUCUGACAGUGCAAGUCAGCAGUUUCUGAACUCCAUCAAAAAAGGGGAAUUACCUUUAGAAUUACAGGGAAUUUUUGAUAAAGAGGAAGUGGAUGUUAAGGUAGAAGAUAAGAAGAAUGAAGUAUGUGUAGCAACAAAACCCAUGUUCCAGCCUUUCUCCGGACAGGGUCACAGACUGGGAAGUGCCACACCAAAAAUUGUUUCCAAAGCAAAGAGUAUUGAAGUUGAGAAUAAAAAUAAUUUGUGUCCUGUCCCACUAAAUGACCUGGAACCCAUCACUAAUAUACAGAUCUGGUUAGCCAACGGGAAAAGGAUUGUCCAGAAAUUUAAUAUUUCUCAUAGGGUAAGUCACAUCAAAGACUUCAUUGAAAAAUACCAAGGAUCUCACAGAAGCCCUCCCUUUGCCCUGGCAACUGCUUCCCCAUUCCUCAGGUUGCUAGAUGAAACACUCACACUGGAAGAAGCAGACUUACAGAAUGCUGUGAUCAUUCAGAGACUUCAAAAAAACACUGAACCUUUCAGAGAACUUUCAUAAUACGGAUUUUUGAUACACUGAGUGAAAAGUUUGCAGAGAAAUGAUGGCUGUCAGUGGACAUAGAAACUAAUAGGGAAAGGAAAAGUCAGAUAUGUUGGGUUUUGGGCCUGAAGUAUUAUUUAACUUCCUCCUGUUACCCUGUUGAGAGGAUUUUUACUUAAGUUCGAGUUAGGAAAUUAAAUUUGACUGGAAACUAUAAUCAAUGCACUUUUCCCAGUAGGCUGAUCAGAAAGAAAAAUUCACUUCCUUUCAAAUACCACUUAAUCAACAUAAGAUAUACUUAAUAACUGUAUAAUUUAGGAUCUUCAUCUGGUAUAAAUUAGCAGAUAUGUUCACAGUAUCAUUCACCCAAACAGCAGUGAUUUAUUUAAAUGUUAACUGUUUCAGAUUUCAAAAAUAGCAAUACAUUCAAAAAUUUAACAUGGCAGGUUAAGAGCAUCAGUAUGAUUGUUUUAUAACUGAGAUGCAAUCAAAAGACUAGAUGGAAGGAACUGAUUUCACUAGUUAUACCUAAACCUCAAAGUUUCCAAUUUGCUUUCUUUAAUGGCAGUGUCUACUCAGAUAUUAAUGUGGCAGUAAUAUCUGAGAUAUAUUUUCAUCUAAGAGUAAAUUGUGUCGCUUAGUAUACUGUUACUAGUCAUCUGCCUCCUCACAUUUCUGCAUUUUUGAAAAGUAAAAGUUUUUUUUUAUAUAUUUUGUUUUUCCCAUCUCCUAUUUUACUCUCUUUCAGAAAUCGGGGAUCUGAUCUUUAGCUAAUAUUUGGAGUGAGUCAUUCAUUUGCCACCAUUUAGAAUCCAAUGCUGUCUUUUCACAUUACUAAUUAAUAUUUUAGGAUGCAUCUCAUAAAGCCUGAUUUUCUAUUCCACAUCAGAGUCAUCCUGUGUAUACUUGAAAGGAAUAUUUAUUAUAUUCUGAUGCCACUAAGGAAACAUGCUUUGUAUCUUAGACUUUGAACUAAAAGACUUAAUUAUUUCACUGUCAGAUUAAAUCCCCUUGCCUGAAAAAUCAGUUUAAGAUUUUUUGCAAAUGAUGUAUUGACUCAGAUCAAAAGUGACGUACAUAAUGAAUGCUCCCAGGACUAAGUGCCCUAGCCUGCAGCAGUAAGUUCACAGGCAGUGGAUGUCUGCUGGAAAGAGCAGUUUGCUAGUGAACUUUCUGGCAUCAAGAUCUUUUGUUCAUGUGGGUUGUAUGUAUAUAGUAUAUUUUAAAACGUUAUAAAAUGUCUUCAUUUUAAAAAUAUGCAUCUUAAUAUAAAUAACAUUUUUAUGAAAAUUAUUUAUCAAAACACAAAAGGGAUUUAGUGAGAAAAGUCUUAGAUUUUUUGGCAAAUCCCCUUUACUGUGAUUUAAGGAAGACAGAUGGAAUCUCACUUGUCUGCUUCUACCUGCAAUCUGUUGCCAUAUCGAACAUAUAGCCUCUAAAAAUGCUGCUGUACAUCCACGAGGAAAAAAGCAGAUGAUGUAUUAGUAUGAUUAUGAUGAGACUUGACCUUGCAGAUUCUCUGUCCUUAUAAAGCAGUGAUUCCCACGCCCUCACAAAAGUAUCACUUUGCAAAGCUUUUCAAAAUGCCUAUUCCUGCCACUACCGCACGGUUCUAGCUCAUUUUUUCUGGGAUGAUUCCCAGACCUCUACAUUUUUAACCUUGAAUAAUUCAUACUUAGGUCACUAAUAGAAGGACGAGCUUUCAGGAAAUCUGCACUAAGUUUUCACCCUAAGAAAAUAAAACCAGCACCCUUCGUCAUGGAUAGUAGGAGACUCUCCACUGAAAUGGGGCUUCCAUAAGUAUAAUUGAGACAAGGCUGGGCAUUUAAAUGAGGAAUAACAAAAGGAAAAUACAGACUUGAAUGCAUGACCUGUUAUAAGAUACGUGGUCUGAUGGAGGUCCAUUUUAAACAUGCUUCAAUUUAUAGCUCUCCGACUUACACACAGUAGCGGUCUGUCUCUAUUAGAAAGAGAGGGAGGGCAACAGAUAUGUUGCAGGAAAUAAAUAUCAUUAGUAACUUUUACAGCCGUGUUAGAGCUCUCUCUAGUGAAACGAAAGUGAUAGUAUUCUUUAACAAAUGAGGAGGUAAUAAAAUCAACAGACUUCUUUUUCAGGGAGAAAAUAACAUGAUAGUAUAUUUCAAGAAUCUAUAAUAAAACAUUUCACAUAGGUCUAUCAGGAGGCAUUUUAUACUUUCUUUUGCAUAAAUUAGUCAAAUAUGUAAUUCUUCAUAUAUUUCAAUAAAGGAACCUCUCUUGGGAAAUACUUUUCUUGUACCUAUAGAAAAACCUCUUUCAGUGGUUCUCCAGUUAGUAAUUAUUUAACAAAAAGACUCAUCAGAGGUUUUCUUGUACAUGAACAAUAUAUCCCACUGAGAAGUUCCUGUAAGGAAAAUCCGUCAUCAGCAAUAACCUCCAUUUUUGUAACUGUGAAAACUUUCAUUAAUGUGAAUAAUAUUCUCUAAAGUUUUCCAAAAUGGGACCCAUCCUAUAAAGCUUUUUACUUGAAAGAUUAAAAUUGUAAAGUCAUUAGUUAAAUGUGUAGAAUAUUCAAUAUGUUGGCUUUAGAAAACAAAAACUGAAUUUGACAAGGUAAGGCAAACUUGAAAAUGAGCAAGCAUCUUAGAUGUGGAAUACAAUUUGUCUUAAGUUUUGCUUCAAAACUCAUCAAUUUCUUGAAAAAUUGUUAGGGCUAAUAUUUCUAAUUUUAUAGAAUCUAAUUUAUUGGUUGAAAUACUAUGCAUCAUUGAGUUAUAAAAGUGAUCUUAUUUUAUGUACUUCUCAUUCAGAAUACUCUUCAUUACAUGUUAUCGUGUCGACAGUAUAGUAUGUAUUCAUCUAAUUCAGUGCCUUAAAAAUAUUUUGAAAGAGGUAUUUUGCUAAUGGCAAAAGAAUUGUUCUCUUAAGGAUGAAAUACUAUUAAAGGAUCUGUGAAAUAUCUUACACUUGUUUCUUAUAAAACAGCAUUACAUUUGGAUGCAUUUGUCAUUUUUGUUGGGCAGAGUCAUUCAGUUUGAGAAUCAGCAAACAUUAGGUGCCUUCUGUCUGCCAGAUACUUUAACCAAUGUUGCUUCCAUUUAAGACCCAGAAAUGUUAGCAACUGUAAUAUGUUCAAAUUGUUUUUUAUUUUUAUUUUUUUAACUAUCCUUUAUGUCCUUAGCUGACCUAGCACAGAGACUUGUUAGUGGGGUUCACUCUUUUGUUCUCUUUCUAAAUACAAACCAUUUAAUUAAACAAUGGCUCAUCACACUACAUCUUCAAAUAGAAGUGGCUUAUUCAGUAGACUAAUAUUUGACUCUUGUUUGUUUUAAAUUUUUUUUGUGUGUGAAGAUAAUUCUUAUUCUUGUAGAAAAUUACAAAAUACAACUAUGCUAAGAUGAUCAUUAAAAUGCCUAUUAUUCCACCAUUCACUGAUAACAUUUUGAUGUAAAUCCUUUCGGACAUUUUUAAGUGUAUCAGUCUUUAGUUCUGUUUUAAUUAAAAGAUGGGCAUGGUUAU
Molecule: messenger RNA, 4344 nt
Organism: Talpa occidentalis (Iberian mole)
Lineage: Eukaryota; Metazoa; Chordata; Mammalia; Eulipotyphla; Talpidae
Gene: UBXN2A
Product: UBX domain protein 2A
Exons: 7
Coding region: 88-864 (258 amino acids)
Biological process (GO): membrane fusion; proteasome-mediated ubiquitin-dependent protein catabolic process; Golgi organization
Cellular component (GO): nucleus; cytosol
Molecular function (GO): ubiquitin binding
Source: RefSeq, a predicted model, not a curated record